CCGACACAACAUGAAUAAUCGAAACACCAACUUUAAGGUUGGCCAAACUGUGGAAAUUGUUGGAAAACAUUUAGAGGGCCGUAUCGCCUAUAUUGGUGUAACAAAUUUUGCUCCUGGCCGUUGGAUAGGUGUUGUAUUGAACGAGGCGCGUGGUAAAAAUAAUGGACAAGUCCGGGGUAUCUCGUAUUUUAAGUGUGACCGAAAUUAUGGGAUUUUUGUGCGACCCACACAAUUGAUAAUGAAAAAAGCAACGUCGACGGUCUUGGCCGAGGAGGAAAUGCCAAGAACACAAGAUAGUCCGAUUCGUGAAGCUGUUAAAGCGAGGGAGGUGGUGGAGAAGCCGGAGCAGCAAGAAAAUGUGGUGUCAUUGGUGGGUGGUGAGGCUGGUAAACAAGUAGAAAAAUCGCAAACAGCUGCUAUGGAGGUAAGGAAAAUCGUAACACCACCUCCGCCAGCCCCUGAAAUCAAACAUGAAACGAAUAAAGAUGGCCCAGUGAAACCCAAAGAUGCGACGGCACCAACAUCGUCCACUUUAAUGGUCAAGAAGGUACCCAAAAUGCCGACUUCCAUAAAUCUGCUGAAGACCACAAAAAUCAAUCAACCCAAAGAGGUAACCCCCUUGCAGCCCAGCACCAGCCAGAUCUCGCUACACAAUAUCUCUGGACCUUUGCGUAACCUCCGGCCGCCACCGGCACUGGCGCCCAAACGUAGCAAAACCUCGAUGAGCCCCUCGGAAUCAUUUUGUUGUGCCAAACGUUCCUCUUUCGUCGAAACCGGAUUUUUAGAGAUUUUACGGCCCCAAUUUACCCCAGGCCAACCGAUUAGAUCUCCCACAUUUAGCAGUAUGGCUUUGAACUCCAGUUCGGCGACAAAUCUUAACGAUCUAAAGCAGCAACAAAAACAAAUGGAGGUCAAACUGAAGGAAUUCGAAGAAGAAAUUGAGCAGUUAAAAUCUCAAAAAUCUGAGGAUAAACGUAAAUUACAAAGUAUGGAACGACUGAGAUUACAAAAUGAACAGCUGUUGGAAUUUAAGGUAAGGAUAAUGGAUCAGCAGACGAAUUUGCAGAGAGAGCUGACCAGACUGCGACAGGAGUUGCGGGAGUGCCAGGAAAUGAAGAGUAAAUAUCAAAGGGAUUUGGAUGAGGCGGCGGAGAACAUCGAACUGCUGACCCUGGACAAAGAAAUGGCGGAGGAGCGGGCCGAAACUCUGCAACUUGAGCUGGAAUUGGCCCAGGAACAAAAUGAGGAACUGAGCCUCGAUGUGGAGAUCCUCAAAGCGGAAAAUGAGCGUUUCCUGUGCGGGGAGAAUGGUGAGAACAAUGCGGCGGUCAUCAACAAAGAAGAGAAUCUCUCUUCUCAUGGAGAGAUACGAAAACUGGAGCAAUACAAUCAAAGGUUAAGAGAAACUGUCAUCAAGCUAAGAGAUGUCCUGACGGAAGAGAAACAGCUCUCCAUGAAGGCAUCCAAAGAAUUGGAAACGAAAAAUUCCGAAAUUCUCGAACUCAAGAAGACCAAAGAACUGCUGACCCAACGUUGUGAUGUUAUGGAGAGUCACAUAAUUGAUCUAAGGGAGCAGGUGGAUGCCGCGUUGGGCGCCGAAACCAUGGUGGCCACCUUGGCCGAUGCCAAAUUGGAGUUGGAAGAUCGUGUGCGGCUCCUGGAGGAGGAGGUAAGUGAGCUGGAAGCCUUGGAAGAGAUCCAUGAGCAGUUAAUCGAAAGUAAUCAGGAAUUGGAGCGAGAUCUAAGGGAGGAAAUUGACUUGCUAAAUGGUAAUAUACGUACCCUGCAGCAGGAAAAGGAUGCGGCCUUGGAAACGGUAUACGAACGGGAUUGCACGAUUAUGAAAUUCAGGGCUCUCGUGAAGACCUUAAAUGAAAGGGAGCAGAUAAAAGAACAAAUGGCUCUGACCACAGCAGCUUCGACCACGGCAACGGCCUCCACCUCGGAGGAGCUGAAUAGCAUUAGUAGCUCCAAUCAAGAGUUCAUGCCCGGAGUAGAUUUCCAGCAAAUCUUUGCCUCCACCAAGGCUUAUGGCCGGGCUUUGGAGCUGCAACUGGCCUCGGUGGAAUUGAAAAUGGUUCAGCUGCAAAAUGAAUAUCUUAAGGCCUUCCUGCCGGAAGAAUUGAUGUUGAGAGGAGGGGCCUAUGAUGUCAUACUCAUCCUCAUUGUGCUGCAGAGGUGCAUGGAGAAGAUCGAUAUCAUUUGCUCGGGUAUCCAUGAAAAAUUCCCCGCAUCGUGUGAGUUCGGGCGUGAUGCCAUCUUUGAGGGUUAUUCCGUACAUCGAUUUGCCUUCCGCACCAGGUGUUUGUAUUUGCUAAGAUCGCUGAAAAUGAUACUGCAACAGCUGGACUUUGCCCUGAACCAUUGUGACUAUGAGAUCUGUACGCAUGCCGCCAUCUAUCGGGGGGAAAUGGAAGCGCAGGAAAAGCAAUUGGAUGAGUUGCUGAGGUUGCUGAAAAAGGGUUUGUUGGAUGAAAAUACCCCCGUGGAGGCCUUGGAGGGGGCCUCAAGCUUUUUCAAUUCCCUGCUAAAUAAUUUAUUCGCUUCACAAAACUUGGCGGAACUUUUGGAUGAACAAAAACUCUACGGCAGUCUCAUCGAAGUCUAUGAUGUGGCCUUGGAUUGUGUUAAUACCCAUGCAGGGCUCCUGUAUACCAUAAUCCAGUUGGGUGAUGAGCAAACGGACUCAUUCUGCAGCAUGCAAUUCCUAAUGGAACAUGUGCGAGCUUUUAAGCAACAACUUAAGCAAUUGCAGAGGAAAUUACCCAAUAAAACCAUAACCUAUAGUACCCUGCAAUGGCCUCAGUUGCAGAGACUGCAUGAGCGCAACGAUUACCUGGGCCGGUUAAUUGGGCUCCUCAGCUCCACGGCUCGUGAGGCCACCAAAGACAUUGCCAAUACCUCAAAAUCGGAAAUUGGUGAGCGUGGCAACAAUGACAUUGCCAUUGAUCAUGAACGAUUGUGGCGGAUCAUCAGCUUCAAUUGUAAUAAAAUGGCGCCCGAGGGUUAUCAAAAAUCUCCCGUGGAAUUUUUCCAAAAUUCCAUUGCCAUUUUGCAGGAGCAACUCGAUGAAUUUCAACAAUUCAUCAAAGAUUCGGAAAAGGCUCUUUCGAAAAAUCUCAACACAACCUAUGUACGAUCCGAAGAGGUUACAAUACUCCAACAGGCUAACGAAGUCAAAAAACAUUACGAGGAGAUAAAACUCCUCCAUCAUCACAUCUCCGAGAGGGACAAGGAAAUCAAAUCCCUCAAAUAUAUGGCCAAGAUGAAGCAGAAUGACUAUUCGGAACUACAAAUCCGCAAAGAUAUGGCCGAAAAACAAUUGCACAAACAACAACAAGACUAUACGGAGCUAAUGCAACAAAUCACCGAGAAAAUGGAAGAGUUGCUCGAAGAUCUACAAAGCAAACAAAUCAAAUUACUCAAUUCGCUCGACAACAACUCCGCCAAAUUGGAAAAACUCGAGAGAAUGCAGGUUACGCUCAAACAAUCCAUGGCAAAUAGUUCUCAAACGCACACCAGCUGUUCUCAUGAUUCUCUGCGGGAGAUUGAAAAUCUCUCUUUGUCGUUGAAACAACAACGUGAUCACAGCAUUGCCAUACAAUCAAAACACCUAAAAAUGGAACUGCGAAAACUAGAACCUCUCCAUGUACCACCCUGCCGGGAAAUGCCGCAGAAAAAUCAAAACAUGCAAGAGGAAAUAAAACAGCUGCAGCAUGAGUUGAAUAAAUUGAAAAAAUCAUGGAUAUUGGGGUAUAUUCAGCUCAAUAAUCAGGCUUCCAGGUCCACAACAUCAGCGCCAUCUUCACCCACUUCGACACCCACACCAUCGUCAUCGUCCGCUGCAUUACAACGAGAAUCAAGGCAUCUUUUUGAACAUAUCCUGGAUACCUAUUAUCGUUCGCAUCCUCAUCGCCAGAUACCAACGGAUUUUGGACAAUUUCCAUGUCGAGAGUUGAAGGAGUUAUUUGAGUAG
Messenger RNA from Musca vetustissima, 3976 nucleotides. Its product is annotated as dynactin subunit 1-like. The record is from RefSeq and is a predicted model, not a curated record. Gene Ontology annotation, biological process: nuclear migration; establishment of mitotic spindle orientation. The transcript has a single exon. NCBI's taxonomy places the organism in Eukaryota, Metazoa, Arthropoda, Insecta, Diptera, Muscidae. Gene Ontology annotation, cellular component: kinetochore; axon; microtubule associated complex. The coding region runs from base 11 to 3976 and encodes 1321 amino acids.